CCUUCUUUUACCUCAAAUUCAAAAUCUGUUCUGAAUUGAAAUCCAUUUCAAUUUGUUGUCACCAUCGAGAAAGCAGCCCUCUCUCAGACUAUCAGUCUCACCACCGUCCACGGCCACCACCGUCCAUCUUUUCCGUCGUCUGCAACUCUGCUCCAGGGCUCCAGGCCACCGCCACCAUUUUCUCCGUCGUCUGCGAUUCUGCUCCCGGCCACGGUCCAGUCGGCCACCAUCUUCCCCGUCGUCUGCUCCAGUGCUCCAGGCCACCACGAGUCCACCGUCCACCAUCUUCUCCACUAGGUUGAUAGAGACUUCUUGAACUCCCGAACAACUAUGAUUUACACAGCAAUCGACACUUUUUACCUAACAGCGGAACAACUUAAGAACUCCCCUUCUCGGAGAGAUGGAAUAGAUGAAGCCACUGAGACUACCCUUCAAAUCUAUGGAUGUGAUCUUAUCCAAGAAAGUGGAAUUUUGUUGAAACUACCUCAAGCUGUUAUGGCCACUGGUCAAGUACUAUUCCACCGCUUUUACUGCAAGAAGUCAUUUGCUCGUUUUAAUGUGAAGAGGGUUGCUGCUAGUUGUGUGUGGCUUGCCUCAAAACUUGAAGAGUGUCCUAGGAAAGCCAGGCAGGUCCUCAUUGUUUUCCACAGAAUGGAAUGUCGGAGGGAGAAUUUACCCACAGAACAUUUGGAUAUCUCUGGACAGAAAUAUGUUGAUUUGAAGGCAGAUUUGAUCAGAACAGAAAGGCACCUUCUGAAAGAGAUGGGUUUCAUCUGCCAUGUUGAACACCCCCACAAAUUUAUAUCAAAUUAUAUUGCAACUCUUGGAAUGCCUGAUAAAUUGAGACAGGAAGCAUUGUAUCUUGCAAAUGACAGUUUGCGCACAACUCUGUGUGUUAGAUUUAAGAGUGAAGUUGUGGCUUGUGGAGUUGUGUAUGCUGCAGCCCGUAGAUUUCAUAUACCCUUGCCUGAGAAUCCUCCAUGGUGGAAAGCAUUUGAUGCAGAUAAGGCUGGGAUUGACGAAGUUUGCCGACUUCUGGCCCAACUUUACAAUCUUCCAAAGGCACAAUAUAUAUCUGUAUGCAAGGAAGGUGGUUCUUUUUCAACAUCAAAUAGAUUAUGGGAUUCACCUUCUCAACCAGUGCCGAAGGAAGUGGCAUCAAAUGGCCCUUCUGCAAAUGAUGACACUGGUACUCCAAAGGGCGCUUCUGCAGCAAUGAGCCAGGAAUCUGGUAAAGAUGCAAUAACCAGGGCUCCUCUUGAGAAGGCAAAGGAAUCAAAGAGUGAUGAAGAGUCUAAAAGCGUGGCUUCUGAAGAACCAGGUUCAAAAUCAAUAACUGUGCAUAAAGCUGAAGCAGGUGGGGAAAAGGCCAAGGACAGGGACAGGGAUAAGGAUAGAGGCAGGGAGAGGAAGAAGGAAAGAUCAAAGUCAUGGGACCGUGAUAGUGAUAGGGAAAGGGAGCGAGAGGAUAUUGAAAGGGAAAGGGAUAGGGCCAAGGGGAGGGGCUAUCAUUCAAGAGACAAAGGGCACCUGGAGAGGUCAAAACCUCACUCUUCUCGAGAGCGUGAGUAUCAUAGUUCCUCGUAUUCAUCGAGGGAGAAGGAUCGCCGCAGACAUCACUAAUGUACAGUCUUGAACUUGAAGAUGAGUUUGUACUUUUGGCAUUUCAGUUGGCUGGUAGUUAGUUAUGGUAUGAAAAGAGUUUACAGUUGUGGUGCUUAGGUGUUAUCUGCUAUACUUGUUUGUAUUACACCCAAUUAUUUAUCUGUAUAAUGAGAAAAGCACUACUU
Molecule: messenger RNA, 1790 nt
Organism: Ipomoea nil (Japanese morning glory)
Lineage: Eukaryota; Viridiplantae; Streptophyta; Magnoliopsida; Solanales; Convolvulaceae
Product: cyclin-L1-1-like
Exons: 9
Coding region: 331-1623 (430 amino acids)
Biological process (GO): regulation of transcription by RNA polymerase II
Cellular component (GO): nucleus
Molecular function (GO): cyclin-dependent protein serine/threonine kinase regulator activity
Source: RefSeq, a predicted model, not a curated record